Cladophialophora immunda is the source of this 219-nucleotide messenger RNA. RefSeq lists its product as uncharacterized. Lineage: Eukaryota; Fungi; Ascomycota; Eurotiomycetes; Chaetothyriales; Herpotrichiellaceae. The record is from RefSeq and is a predicted model, not a curated record. Bases 1 to 219 code for a protein of 72 amino acids. The transcript has a single exon.
AUGGCAUUUCUCCGCCACAGCCACGAAAACGAAGAGGAGCCAAUCGGCCGUCGGCGCAGCAGCUCUCUCCGCGAUCUCCAAGCUCGAGCAUAUGCCAAAUGGGUUGUAGCCGGCACGGUUAAGAAGAGCAGCCGGCCCAGCGGCUUUGAGGCCGAAAGGACUCGACGACACUUUUGGCAGGAAGAGGCUGCCCGGUUUGGAAUCGUCAUGAGGACAUAA